AUGCCUGAAGGCCAUCGCUGGUUAAAGACCGGGAUGCUGGUGCACGCGGAGGGCCUCGAUGGCGCCGACAGCGAGGACGAGCUCCUGCGGCAGGUGCCCGUGCCGGCCCAGCUCGGCUCGUCCCUGCUGGCGCCCGCGACAGCCGCCGUGCCGCUCGCGGCGGGCGUGCUGGGCGCCCUGGGGGCAGGCGUGCGCUCCCAGGCCGUGCUCUUCGACGCCGCCGUGGCGCCCGCGCGGCGCGCCGAGGCCGCGCUGCAGCUGCUCGCCGAGGUCUGCCGCGGGGACCCGCGGGCGGAGUGCGUGCUGCUCUGGCGGCGGGAGCAGCUGCGGGGCCCAGAGUUUGCGCGGCUGGCGCGCGCGGAGCUCGGGGGGCUGGAGCAGGGCGAGGCUGCCGGCCGCACGGCGACGAGUCUGCCGGAGGACGCCCUCCGGCGGGUGCACGUCAAGUACGUGCUUCCGGCGUCCCCCGCUGGCGGCCCGCCCCCGCUGGUGCGGGCGCUGGCGCUGCUGCACAACCUGCCCUUCGCGCCCGCGGCGGUCGCAGUGCUCGGGCUGGCGCGGCUGGCGCGCGGCGGCGGGCAGGUGCCCGACACCAUCCCCGGCGGCGCUUCCGCCACCCACGGGCCCCCCCGAUGCUCGGAGCCACGCUCUGCUGGGAGCCGCGUCGGUGGACGCGCGCCAGGCGGCGCUCGCGGCGGCGCUGCUGGCGGACGCGGCCGUCCAGGCCGCGCCGCCCGGCGGCCGCGCCGCCCUUGCGCUGCUCUGCGACGAGGCUGCGGCGGCGGGCCCCCCGGCGGAGGCGCAGCAGGCCAUGCUGGGCUGCUCCUUCGAGGCCGUGUGGCGCGCGCGCCCGGGCGGCUCGGGCCCCGCCUCCGGCCUGGUGGCGGAGCCGUUGGUGUAGUGGCUGGCGCGGUGCAGCGUGCCGGUUGCCAGCUCGGCGGGCCACUGUGCCGCGCCUCGCUUUGA
This is a messenger RNA of Prorocentrum cordatum, 966 nucleotides long. Lineage: Eukaryota; Dinophyceae; Prorocentrales; Prorocentraceae. The record is from the annotation of a GenBank genome assembly.